Molecule: messenger RNA, 1086 nt
Organism: Miscanthus lutarioriparius
Lineage: Eukaryota; Viridiplantae; Streptophyta; Magnoliopsida; Poales; Poaceae
Source: the annotation of a GenBank genome assembly
AUGGACGGCGACGCGUCCCGUGGCUUCUCCGGAGGCGGGCUGCCUCCCUGUCCGAUGGUGGCUCCCACGCGACGUCGCCCAUUCGUCGCGCCGCAUCCCCGUCCGACGCCGUAUUCGUCCCAAGAACGUCCUUCUCCCGGCGGUGGCGGCAAGAAUGGCUUACCUCCUCGGCUCCCCAACGAACAACCUCGACUCGGUCCUCACGCGUUGACCUUCACGGAGCCUCACGCGCGCCACAGGACGCCGCCGGCACCACAACAUCACCAAAGACACGUCUAUGAGGUUGCCGGCGACUUCAGCCCCAACCAUUGGAUGCCUGAUGACUACUCGGAACCAAGGGCUUCAAGUGCAGCAGGAAGAGGAAGAGGAUAUUUCACAACCAUAUUGACACAGGAAGCGGAUGAUGAUUUGGAAGUGCUGAGGCAGCAGGAUGCCACUCCAAGUACUGGCGGCAAAGGAUCAUCCAAGCGAGGCAGCAACUACACUAAUCUUGAGGAUAUCCAACUUUGCAAAUCUUGGAUUCAUAUCAGCAAUGACCCUAUCAUAGGGAAUAACCAGCCAGGAAAAACUUAUUGGGAGAGGAUCAGAAAUGAUUUCCAUAGCAAUAGGGACUUUGAGUCCGAUAGGACUCCCAAUUCACUCGAGCAUCGCUUUGGGAUCAUACUAAAGGAGUGCAUGAAAUUCCAAGGCUACUACGAGGAGGUCGAGCGUCGUCAUCCAAGCGGCAUUCCAUACAAAGAGCAUCUGCUUGAAGCCCAAGCAAGAAGUUUGAAUCGACACUUGAAGGCAACAAGAGGCCAGCCAAGUCCGAGAGCUCAACCCCAAGAGGGAAGUGAACAAGACGAUGAGUCAACCGCCCAAGGCCAAGAGAGCUCCUCGGUCCCUUACGCCAAGAAAGCCCGACCUCCGGGUAGAAAGCAAUCCAAAGAGAAGCUGAAAAAGAAUGAAGGAGAUGACGAGUACAAGGAUAUGAUGCAAAACUUGAUGGUAAUGAAGACCGAGGAACAUAAGAUGAAGAAAGAAAGGUGGGAGAAGGAUAUGAUGCUUGAGCAACGCAGGAUUGAGAUGGAGGAGCAGCGGCUGUAG